UUACUAUGUACAACUGCAGGUUUAAACAGGUAGACCUACGCAUUGCCGCAGUGAUGGGCGUAUCCAGAGCCGAAAUCUGUUGAUAUUACUAACUAGUCAGCAGCAUUGUCAAAUUCAGCCGAACUUUUUACUGAAUGUUUUGAUCAAACUUUUACAAUGUCCGCAGGAAAGUGACAGAUUAAUCAGCAAAGAUAGAGGGAAGUUCAUCAUGUGAUUGUGAAUCCCAGGGCUGCAUAACUAUAGACAAUGUAAGUGAACCUUCUGAAGUGUGGAACGGUAAACCUGGAUUCAUCAUCACAGUAACCCUGUGACAUCAGUGAUCGUGAGGUGGUUAUUCAUUAGUCAAGUUUGUAUUUCUUUACAUGGCAAACUCUUAUUUGUGAGUUCUGAUAACAAUACAUAAUUAUACAAAAACAACAAACAUCUUCAAGGCUUCAACAAGUAAUUUAGGUUUUCAUCAAAAUGGCAACCCCUAUAAGCCAAAUACCUCUCCGUAUUAAAGGUCAAACGACAUGUAUACACCACAAGGGGAGACAGCUAGAAAUGUAUUGUGAAAAAUGUCAGGAACCGGUUUGUCUAAAAUGCCUUUCUUCUAUUCACAAAAUCCAUCAAGUGUGUGAGCUAAGUGAAAUCACUCCCCAGAAAGAACCAGACAUUAAAAACUUUAUAGACAGAACAGAAAAAAACGACCUUGUACAAAUUGGAAAAUAUAUCACCACUACCAAUAUCCUGCUUAAAGACAACACCAGUACUUUUGAGAAGCUGUCACAAAAGUUAAAGAUGCAAACGGAUAAAUUAAAACAAGAGCUGGUCAGGCUUACAGCUCAGACACUCUCUCUUUACCACAAAAUGGAAGAGGAUAAUACCAAGCUGAUAAAGAAAUACAAACAGGACCUGGAGAUGUACGAGAAGCAACUCAAACAACAAAUUCAAGAAUGUAAAGCAGCUCUCCAGAGUGGUUCACACUUACAGAUUUAUGAUACAUAUUGUGAGAUCCAUUCUCUUACACACAGUCUCCCUGUAACACCUGUCCUGGGUACUGCCAACUUCACUCCAAAUGAAAGUCCUCAAGAUCACUUGGAAAAAGCCUUGGGAAAAGUUAUCACCUUAGGUCAAUGUCAAACUUUAACUGACCAGGAUCGGUCAGUCUCAACAUCUGAUGAUCUGGGACAACCCUCUACACAACAACAACGGUCAGGAACAAAAGUGAAGAAAGCAGUGACAACAUACAAACUACUGCCACAGACCAAGGUAGUGGAGGAGUGGGAGUCUCCAUGUUACAUUAGGUCUAUAUGUCCCACCACUGAUGGUCAGGUGUGGACCAAGGACAGUAACAAAUUAACUCUCCUGGACAGGAACGGUAAAGUAAUACAGAAGGUGGAACACCAUGUCUGGAUCAAUGACAUCAGUCUGUCACCCACCACACAAACACUGUGGGUCUGUGAUUAUAACAACAACAUCAUGGAGCUGGUAUCAGGACGACUGACACACAGAUUUAGUACCAAGGAGGAACCCUGGUGUAUAUGUAUUACAGCCAGUAACCAUGUCAUUGUAGGGAUGACCAAACACAUCUCAAAAUUUACCACAGAUGGUAAAAUGGUGUGUACUACUAUGGCUAAAGGUACUGGGAAACCAUUAGUGUGUACACCAAACAGGAUCUCAGAGUGUCCUAUCAAUCACAAUGUGGCAGUCACUGAUUUCAGUAGUGAAAGUGAUAGUGGUGAUGGAAAGGGACAUGUUGUUGUGAUGGACACUGAUUUCAAGCAGGUGUUUGUAUAUAGAGGUGACCUCCCCAGUACAUAUAGACCAACAACCCAAACAGGAGGUAAACAAUUUAGCCCCUGGGGUGUGGUGUAUGACAGUGUGGGGAACCUGAUCAUAGGGGACCGUAACAACUACAGGGUCCUACUCAUCAGUGGAAGUGGUGAGUUCCUCAGGGUCAUACACACAGACACAGGCUCUACACCGGCUGUAGGUAUAGACAGGGAGGAUGUCCUGUGGGCAAGGUUUGGGGUUUUAAACGUCAAACUACUACAGUACAGAAGUAUGUGACACCUGUAACCAAACAACUAGUAUUAUCUAGUAACUAUGACAAUGACACGGAAAUUAAAGACAAAGUUAACUUAUUAUGAUUACCAAUCAGCUAACGAUAUGUGGCAUUCACAGGAAUAUAAGUAAAAUGUCUAGACUACAGAUUGUGUGACACUCACAGGAUUAUUAGUAAAAUCUCUAAACUAAAGAUUGUGAGACAUUCACAGGAUUAUAUUAUUAAAAAUGUCUAGACUACAGAUUGUGUGACAUUCACAGGAUUAUAAGUAAAAUAUCUAGACUACAGAUUGUGUGGCAUUCACAGGAUGAUAAGUAAAAUAUCUAGACUACAGAUUGUGUGACAUUCACAGGAUUAUAAGUAAAAUGUCUAGACUACAGAUUGUGAGACAUUCACAGGAUUGUUAUUAAAAUGUCUAGACUACAGAUAGUGAGCCAUUCAAAGGAUUAUAAUUUUGAGACCAAAUGGUCCUAUACAAUUCCACUACCAAUCAACUACUUUUCAGUGCUGUUGGCAAACAAAUCUGUGACCUUUAAAGUGGAAUGUAUAUAAUACCACUCUAUACCUGGAUAUAGAUACUCAAAGUUUACAUUUACCUAAACACACUUGAUAGAUACAGGCCAAAUAUUAUUUCAGAGUCGCUAAAAUCCACAGAAAAACACUUUACGAUCGUUCUGCAUAAUAUACUUAUUGGGAAAACCGACUGAUAAGUAGGUAAAGGUUAUUGAUUCUAACAAACUUGACCUUAUUUUCUGGUAAAUCUGGCAUUCUGCCAGCCAAAUAACAUGACCCAGGCUGAUUAAUUGACAUAUAUGUCCCUUAUGACCUUGAAAGUAGGCUAAGGUCAUAUAUAUGAGAGCAAUUUGUAGCACAGUAGUAUACCUGGGGUACCUAGGUACUGGCUGACUAUCAGAAUCCGGGGUUUAUAUAUAAUGGUACUGAAAAAGAGGCUUCUUGUUGACAUUUUAGCCCGGCCAACUCUCAAAGUUAACCUUUCACCUAGACACAAAAUUUAGAAAGAAGAAAUAAUGUGUACAUUGCUGGUCUAUAUAACAUACAAAAGUAUAAUGGCUCUAGACGUUAUAGUUCUUUAGAAAAUGUUGCUUUAAUUAGCACUCCAUCACAGAAACGUACUGGGAAAAUAUCAGGACACUGACCCUAUGUUACUAAAGAAGAAGAUUUACUUUACCUGUCAUGCUACCAACAUUUAUUUAAAUGAAAAGUAUUUUUUGUCAUUUAUAGUUUUCUCUAAAAAGAUUUAGUAUAUCCUUCCAACCCCUUAAGGGCAAAAACUUGAGACCCAAAGAAAUGAAAUACACCAUUGUUAUGUUUUUAUAAACGCUUUUCACACAAUUCUCAAUGAUCAUUCUUGACCUGGUUUUGUACACGGUGAGCUAAAUAUAGUUGUGCUCACAGAAUAAAGUUCCAGAUUCUGCAGCUUGUACGGCAGUACUUCAAUCAAGCAAUGAAUGUAUUAACAAAUGUUGUUAUGGUCCUAUAACACAGGCUGCUAUUAAUGACAAACUUAUUCAAACCAAGCAAGGGCUUUAUGUAGGUUUGUCAGCAAUAGAAAUGUAUGUUAUAGGACCAUUACAAUAAUUGCUUAAAUAUUCAUUAUUUAUAUUUAUA
Molecule: messenger RNA, 3676 nt
Organism: Mizuhopecten yessoensis (Yesso scallop)
Lineage: Eukaryota; Metazoa; Mollusca; Bivalvia; Pectinida; Pectinidae
Exons: 1
Coding region: 463-2052 (529 amino acids)
Biological process (GO): proteasome-mediated ubiquitin-dependent protein catabolic process; protein polyubiquitination
Molecular function (GO): ubiquitin protein ligase activity; zinc ion binding
Source: RefSeq, a predicted model, not a curated record